GGCGGGCAUGGGGAGGAAGAGUAAAAUCUGUCACAACUGGGACUGUUCCUCAUAAAGCAGAAGAGCCCCAGACAAUGCACUGGUCUCUACGCCUCCACCCAACUGGGAGUUGCCUUUCUGGAAUCAUAAACUUAUAUGGAAAGGAAAUUUAGAGUUCACCAAGUCCAGAGAUUCUUACCCUGAAGUCCCUGAACUUAAAAUUUAAAAAAACAAAACAAAACUGAAUUUCAAUAUAAUUUGUUUCCUUUGUAAUCUUACACAUUUAAUUUUAUGCAAUUCAAAACACUAAGGGGUCAAUGAAAAAGGUUAAGAACCUCUAUACCUCUCUGCCUUUCCUUUCUUCAUCUUCACUAAGAUGGUCAUAUUCCAGUGAGGGUCUAGAAAUUCUGACCUCACCUCCGUAGAAGAGACUGGUGUGUGUGGAAUCAAUUGGCUGUAUUGGGAACUUGAAGGCUUGUGGGUGGAACAGAAGCAGAACUCUAGGAGACAAACACAGGUGGAAAAUAGCCUGGUAGACACGGAUUGGGGGACAGCAGACCCCACCCAGAAACCACCAGAUAGGACAUGAAUUAUUGAGGAGAACCCUGGAGGCUCCAGAACCAUGACAAGCAGCAGCAAGCAGGUUGGGUCUGCAACAGUGACAGUGGUUGUGGAAGUAGCAUCCUUGCCGGAGGCAGGUCACGACACCUGCAGCCCCAGAUUCCUUUUAGAUGGCUCUCAAAUGCUCCUGCUAGAUCCAGGAGACCCUGAGGAGCACCGAUUCACGUUUGACAGAGUCCUAGGCCCAGAACAUGCACAGGAAGCAAAGCAGGAGUUUUUGGAGAAUAUUCGGGCUGUGCUGGGCUCAGUCUCCAGAGGGUACAGUGUGUCUGUGCUGAUCAGGGGCAGAGAAGCCCAGCAACUGGAUCAGGUUCCCCAGCUGCUGGCAAUGCUGUUUGAGGAGAUUCAACCCCCAGGUGCUUCUGAACCUUCCCUCAGGACCCUGAGUCUAGUGCAGCUCAAUUCUAGCGGUAGGGGUCGAGACUUACUAUUACCUGGAACUAGCGACCUGAGCUUGCUGGAUGUGUACCCACUGGGUCUGGUAGUGGAAGGAGUUAGUGAAGCAGAGGUCCUUGACUCCAAGUCUAGCUGCCAACUCUACCUCAAGGCAAUGGAAGGCUUGGACAGUACCUCUUCCCUUCUCACUGUGACUAUAUCCUGCCUGGGGCCCAGCACCAUAAAGAGGCCCUGGGCCAGAGGCAUGUGGCGGGGCUCGUUGAGAGUCCUACAGCUUCCAGAAGCUAGGGACUGUCCUUUAUUGCUGGCACUGGCAGGGAAGGCUUCUAAGGCCCAAAUGGGCUCUUUGCCUUGGAUUGUGACUCGGUUACUCUUCGGGAAUAGUUACAGUAGCCUGCUGCUCCACUUGGAUCCCCAAGCUACCCCCUUGAACCUGCUCCUGGCCUCACUAUCAGGGGCCACAGGAGCUCGGGACCCAGCCCAGUUGAAACAGGUUUCUCCCACACUGUGGGAUGCUUCAGAAGAAAUACAGGCCCGGCGUGCAGCUGUUCAGGAUCUUCGCUCUGGGCUCUCUGGAACUGUUCUACAGGAGAGCCAGCUUACCCAGCUGAGUCUGGUACUCAGGGAAUUGAAGGUACUGAAAAACCAAAGCCGGUACUGGGAGACUAGGCUGCUCAAGGGAGCUGGAGCCUCUGCACCUAGGCUUCUGAACCUGCAGGUGCCAGAACUAGAAGAGGCCUUUUUCCCUGUUUUCCAGAAGCACCCCCAAGCAAGAACUUCAGAAACUCUGGGCCUGGGGAGGAAGCCACACCUGCCAGCAGCACCAAGAAACUACCCUCUUGGGGCCUCCAAGAAACAGGCCUCUGAUGUGGCACUGCAGUUUAUGUUAGCACGAGCCCAUAGGCAGCUGCUUCAGGAACACCACCAAUCCCAGAUCCAAGAGCAGCUGAGCUGCUUGGGAAAGAACAAGGAAACAGCAGCAGAUCAGGCCCCAGACCUAUCUGCUGAGUGCCCAAGCUGGUGGCAGGAUCACACAGCACUGGUCUUGCAGCUGGAGGCACUAAGAGUGGAGCGAGAUGCAGCUGAACGGGACCUAGAGGCCCUGUAUGAGCUACAUGUGCAAGGAGCCCGGGCCCAGACCUGCCACAUGCUGCAGCAUAGGUGUUCCGGGCUUGCCGGAGGCUGUGGAAGGAGCAGGCUGCUGCCAGGGAGUUCCAUCACCGAGUCCUGUUGGCUGGAGUCUUACAGGAUGCUGUCUCACUGGCCGCGCAGAACCAACAACUCCAACUCCAGAACAAGAAGCUUCGGCAGGGUGAGGAUUAUGAGGAGGAGGAGGAUAGGGAGGAAGUGGGGUUCAAACUGUUCUUCUGAUUUCAAUCCACAAGUCUGUCUUGAACUACAGGGGAAUGGCAUCAGGGGAUAUGAGGUUGGGGUGCCAGCCUCAAUCUUCCAGUAGGGCAUCAUCGAUUCUCUGUCCCCUAUCUCCCAACAGAAAGCACGGAGGGGAGAAAAAAAGUUUGAGCUCUGGCAAUCGGCCCUGACACCUUUUUCUUAAAGUAAAGGUAUUCAGAACAGACAUGGUCCCAGAGUCAUACCUGUUCUGUAGGAGUCAAAUUAAAAUAUUUACUGAUCCUGUCAA
Messenger RNA from Phascolarctos cinereus (koala), 2635 nucleotides. Lineage: Eukaryota; Metazoa; Chordata; Mammalia; Diprotodontia; Phascolarctidae. The record is from RefSeq and is a predicted model, not a curated record.